UUUUUGUUAUUAUUGUAGAUAUCAGAACUUAACUUUUAUGUUACCAAACUCGAUGCACACAGAAAACAUCCUGUUUUAUCUUAUCAUCAGUUCAAAGACUCCAGCGAAUUAAUGAAAAUACGAAACGAGAGCCCGCGCUCCUCUUCAUCUUCCUGCAGGAAUCCGCUCGUCGUCUGACGUCAUCUCCGUCGGCGGUUUGGAGAACGGAGGUUACGUGUCGCGGACGCGCCAGAUGAAAGCUCAAUACUCAGCGCGGCCAAUCGCCGGGCGCGUCGUAGGAACUCCAGCGAAACGUGUUGCCGUCGCCGUCGUCUCGUCGUCGGCUGAGUCGGCUCCCGCCAGUCGAGUCGCGUCCGCCGAAGUGUGAACGUGGUUCCCUCGUAAUCGGCCGAUUAACCCCUCGGAUUUUUCAUCCGUAAACGCGACUCUUUCUCGAGGCGAAAAAAAUGGCCUGCAACAGAGCUGCCAAAUCUGGAUUUGCCGCGGAGGCACAAAGAAAGAUCAAUAGUAAGUACAGCGCGGAACUCGCGCAGGAAUGUUUGGAAUGGAUCAAGACAAUCACUGGCGAAAAUAUAAACACCAAUGGGGACAUGGACAACUUCUACGAGAUCCUGAGAGAUGGCAUCUUACUUUGCAGAUUGGUGAAUGACAUCAAGGAGGGCUCGGUGAAGAAAAUUAACGAGACGUCGCUGGCCUUUAAAUGCAUGGAGAAUAUAAAUGCCUUCCUGGAGGCUGCGAAAUCAUUAGGUGUUCCGCCGCAAGAGACCUUCCAGACCGUAGACCUCUGGGAAAGGCAGAAUCUAAAUUCCGUUGUUAUUUGCUUACAAUCUCUUGGAAGGAAGGCGGGUAACUACGGCAAACCAAGCAUCGGUCCUAAAGAAGCAGAUAAAAAUAUACGCAAUUUCACCGAGGAACAAUUGAGGGCCGGACAGGGCGUGAUAAGUCUACAAUACGGCAGUAAUAAAGGUGCUAAUCAAAGUGGCAUUAAUUUCGGGAACACAAGACACAUGUAAAACAUCCACCUCCGCAUUUGCGUUGAGAAACAAAACCAUUCUGUUCUCAUCUCUCUUCUGAUUUUAUUCCCGUACAAGUACUCCUCUAGAUGUAGCGUAACGCAUAAUAGAUGUUAACGAGGUCCAAAAUAAAAAGUAUACUGAAUGA
Molecule: messenger RNA, 1161 nt
Organism: Acromyrmex echinatior (Panamanian leafcutter ant)
Lineage: Eukaryota; Metazoa; Arthropoda; Insecta; Hymenoptera; Formicidae
Gene: Chd64
Product: transgelin calponin-3
Biological process (GO): actin filament organization
Cellular component (GO): actin cytoskeleton
Molecular function (GO): actin filament binding
Source: RefSeq, a predicted model, not a curated record